AUGGUGCGCACACAGUUUCCGCUCCCGUUCGCAUCGGCGCUGCUCGCGCUGCUCAGCCUCGCCGCCGCGCCGGGCGCCCACGCCGCGCAGCCCAAGAACGCGAUCCUGCUGUCGCAGGUGCAGUCGCUGACGCUGCGGGCGGGGCAGGCGACGAGCCACCGGCGCGUGGCGGCGGCGCCGCAGCUCAAGUGCGUGUCGGCGGGCCCCGUGUGCGCGCUGCACGCCGUCGACACGAUGCGGUGCGUCAACCAGGGCGCGGGCUACGCGGCCGAGGACAUCCAGUGGUCGUGCACGGCGUCGCUGCCGCCCGAGCUCAAGCUCGGCGCCACCGACGUCGUCUGCGAGGGCUACGCCUCCCCCGACGACCCCUACGUCCUCAAGGGCAGCUGCGGCGUCGAGUACCGCCUCAUCCUGACCGACGAGGGCGAGCGCCGCUACCCCGAGAUCGCCAACGGCGGCGGCUGGGGCUGGGGUGGCGGUGGCAAGAAGAAGCAGAAGCCCGCGGCCGGCUCUGGCUCCGGCGCCGGGGAGACCGACUGGAGCGGCGUGCUCUUCAUGAUUGUCUUCGUCGCGGUGCUCGCCUGGAUCGUGUACGGAGCCUGCGUGGCGGCGGGUGGGAACGGCCCUAACCGCCGGCCAGCGACACGGAGGCCACGCAACGGUGGCGGAACCGGGGGCUGGGGACCUGGUGGCGGCGGUGGUGGAGGAGGCCCGUGGGGAGACGACGACCCGCCGCCGCCGUACCCCGGCAGCGGCUCCAAGCCGUCAUCGUCGUCGCGACAGCAGGAGGGCUGGCGGCCUGGCUUCUGGUCGGGGGCGGCGAGCGGGGCGGCGGCCGGGUACUUUGCGGGCCAGCGGGGCAGCCGACAGCAGCCGCGCCAGCAGGACUACGGCAGUGGUUGGGGAGGCGGGAGCAGCGGCGGCUGGGGCGGCAGCAGCGCCGGGUCGUCGAGCUCGGGAUCGAGCAGCGGCGCCAGACACGAGAGCACGGGCUUUGGCGGGACCAGUCGACGGUAA
Neoarthrinium moseri is the source of this 1017-nucleotide messenger RNA. RefSeq lists its product as uncharacterized. The transcript has a single exon. NCBI's taxonomy places the organism in Eukaryota, Fungi, Ascomycota, Sordariomycetes, Amphisphaeriales, Apiosporaceae. Gene Ontology annotation, biological process: regulation of store-operated calcium entry. Gene Ontology annotation, cellular component: endoplasmic reticulum membrane. The coding region runs from base 1 to 1017 and encodes 338 amino acids. The record is from RefSeq and is a predicted model, not a curated record.